AUGUUAGCAUCGAUUCCUCAGAUGGACGCUGCGCGAUCGAUCCCGCGAAACCCCGACGUCCUUUCGCGACACCCUUCGGCAGAAGAUCUGGAUGCCGCUCAGCAGUUGAUUUCGUCGGCUCAGGCCGGCCGCGAUCACAUGGUCGACCGUCCCUGGGAGGACAACCAGAAUGGGAGGCCAGUGGAAGUAGCAGAAAGCGUCCAUUCUGAGUCGUCUUUCGCAAAUGACAAAUCAUCGCCCAAGUCUCAAAAGGACUCGUCCUUUUUGGGACAUUCUUGCAGUAACUGUGGAACAAAAAGUACCCCGUUAUGGCGACGAUCACCGACUGGAGCCAUGAUUUGCAACGCCUGUGGUCUUUAUCUCAAGGCCCGAAACGUCGCGCGACCAACCAAGCGGAAUCGUAGUCAAGCCGAUCAGGAUGGUGCACAGCAACAGCCUACUUCGCCGGUCCCCUCGACAGAUACUCCUACAAAACACAGUGGAGGAUGCAAUCAUGGUCCCAAGGGUUCUUGUCCCGGUGGUGGAAACUGCAACGGUACCGGCGGUGCCGAAGGAUGCGACGGGUGCCCGGCAUACAACAACCGUGUCUACAAGGCAACGCCUCGCGGUGCAGUUCCAAUGCACGCUUGGAAUAGAGCUGCAAGCGCAGAGUCUGAGAAUCCGCCUCCUGUGCUGCCCGAUCCAGAAGUGUCGGGGAAAAACGGGCCAUCGGCCGAAGGCGGUACGAUGCUGGUUUCCUGUCAAAACUGUGGCACGACCGUCACUCCGCUCUGGCGCCGAGAUGAGCUUGGUCAUCCUAUUUGCAACGCUUGCGGUCUCUAUUACAAGCUCCACGGUUGCUAUCGACCUACGACAAUGAAAAAGACCAUCAUUAAGCGGAGGAAGCGGGUCGUUCCCGCACUGAGAGACCAAUCUCCGACUGCGGCCACCCAGUCUUCCAACGGCUCCUCCGCGUCGCCAGAGGGUUCUCCUGCUGGACUUGCUCACGGUCAAGAGGACUAUCGCUAUUUGAGUACAGAACCAGUUGACCACUAUCCUCCAAUGUCGACGGGUAGGGUCUCGCCUCGACCGUUCACCUUUGCGCCACCGCCUGUCGAUUUUACGAGUUACAGUUCGGGGACGGUCUCGCUCCCUCAUCACCCUCCGCCGCCCAGGUUGUUGGAACCAGAACGGAUGGGCGUGCCUAGCCAUUCUCCCGCUUCGUCACAAUUUGAUCGACGCUCAGUUUCUCCCAAUCCUUCCGGUAACCCGAAGAAACGAACCCUCGCAGAAUCAUCAGUCGACUCUGCAUCCGUUCCUACAACAUUGGAAUCGGGUUCGAAUCAACUACCUCCCAUUAUGUCCUCUGUCAACCCAUCUCCACCAACUCGUCUCAGUUCCAUCUCCUCUCUUUUGAACCACGCCGAUAAACGUCAGGAGGAUUCUCCGGCUCCUCUUGGUCGUCAACAGCAUCCUCAUCCUCAGCACCAGCCUUAUCCUCAGCACCAGCCGCACCAGCAUCACCAUCAACAUCACCCUCCUCCCCCUCAAGCCGCACCUCUUGCGCACCCACCGCCACCGCAACAACCAUUGCCUGGUGUCAAUGAAUUAGAUGGAUACAUGUCUGAACGACGGGUCAAGUUGCAGCGGGAGGCUGAAGAAAUGCGCGAGAUUUUGAGAGCAAAGGAGCGUGAAUUGGCGGAACUAGGACAAUAA
Molecule: messenger RNA, 1695 nt
Organism: Aspergillus glaucus CBS 516.65
Lineage: Eukaryota; Fungi; Ascomycota; Eurotiomycetes; Eurotiales; Aspergillaceae
Gene: sreA
Product: siderophore transcription factor SreA
Exons: 3
Coding region: 1-1695 (564 amino acids)
Biological process (GO): positive regulation of transcription by RNA polymerase II; negative regulation of transcription by RNA polymerase II
Molecular function (GO): zinc ion binding; DNA-binding transcription factor activity, RNA polymerase II-specific; RNA polymerase II cis-regulatory region sequence-specific DNA binding
Source: RefSeq, a predicted model, not a curated record